AACAACAACAACAACAAAAAAAAAAAAAAAUGCAAAGCCUUGUUCAGUACUCAAGUGAAUCCGAAUCCGAAUCCGAGUUAGAAUCAAGAUCCAUCCUCAAUACUUCCAAUGCUGCCAUUACCAAAGGACUUUCCUCCACCUCCACCUCCACCACUUCAGCCGCCUUGACUUUCACAAAAGACAAACAAAAUAAUGGUAUUGCAGCAACUUCAGGACAGAACAAUGAUGCAAAUAUUUCUAUGGCGACUGAAGACAACACUACUGCCAAAGCUGUCAGCAACGAUCGCAGCGGGGAUGAUGAUGAUGACUAUGUUUCUGUGGCACUCAAAGAUCUACAGAGCUUUGCCGCCAACAUUCAGGAGCCCACAACAUCUGAAGACGAUACGGCGGUACUACAAACCCAAGUUCAAGCUCAAGCUCUAGGUCAAGGUCAAGCUCAACCACAAGAUCCUCUUUCUCCCGAAACUAUAAUAGAAACUUCUUCAGCUUCCUCAAAAAGUGUAGUAGCUGGUGGUAGCAACCCGGAGGAUUCUGAGAUUCAGGAAGAUGCAGGGACAGCGGUAGUAUCAGCAUUAUCGAAAGAUCAGGAAAGUCUCCCAUCACCAAAGCUUACAAGGACGGUAGUGCUAACAACUGAACAACAGUUCAUCUUUGACGCAUUCCUCCGCGAGAUUGAUGAUAUACCUUUAACAGACAAAGAUCAAUCCUAUCCACCGGGAGUCACUUUAGAACCUCUCUCCCUCGACUCGUCGUCAGAUCCUACCAUAGCUGCCGAUGCCACUCAUUCUUCACUUAGAGAGAUAGAGUUGGAGGAGCAAUGGCAGCGGACACAAACAGUACAAUCCAUUUAUAGCAGGAUAUAUCAGCUCUCACUUCUUUCAAGUCUCACGAUCGAUCAACAAAGUAUGGAAAACCGGCUCAUUGAGUUUGCGAUUCGGAUUCUAGAUUGGGAGCAAGGAGGAAUGAAGCCAGAAUAUUUUGUAGGAGAGGAUAGAGCUAAAUAUAUGGCACAGAAGACGGCUAAUGAUUCAAAAAUGGAUGUAGAUAGUGAUGAUGACGAGGAUGAGGACCAUGCUGAGGGAGUAAGCAAGGGUAAGAGUACUGAAAUCACAAAUCCUCCUCCUUACGGAGGGAUCGUUGGUGAAAUGCUUGAGUAUAUGUACACUAUUGAGAAAGCUGCUGCACCUCCCAAAUGGAAAGUUGUAUGGAAUGCAACUGAGAACACUUAUACCUAUAAACAUGUCGCUACAGCGACCUAUACCAAGACAUAUCCAUCUAUAGAGCUAAUUCAUCAGCUAGAUUCACUCAAUUCACCAGAUGAAGUAAAUUAGAAGGCAGUAAUGGUUACCA
Lobosporangium transversale is the source of this 1350-nucleotide messenger RNA. RefSeq lists its product as hypothetical. The annotation marks the transcript as partial. The transcript has 2 exons. The record is from RefSeq and is a predicted model, not a curated record. NCBI's taxonomy places the organism in Eukaryota, Fungi, Mortierellomycota, Mortierellomycetes, Mortierellales, Mortierellaceae.